Messenger RNA from Symbiodinium natans, 387 nucleotides. The record is from the annotation of a GenBank genome assembly. Lineage: Eukaryota; Dinophyceae; Suessiales; Symbiodiniaceae.
AUGUGUUUGAAGGAUGUCCGAAUAUUCCCGAGAUACGCAGAAAAACUCUUAACCGGCCAUCCCUUUCUCGCCACUGAGGCAGCGGCCGUUCGGAAAGAAUCUGCUGCCAAGGUCUUCUUGACAUGUUUGGUGAGUCUCUGGCGGAGAUUCUACGACACCCAUAAAUCCAUGAAAGGUUCCACUGUGGAAGUAGCUGCAGCCGAGGCCGAGGCCAUCGCAAACCUCGCCGACGCGGCCGCGCGGAAGCGGGAUGUACCCAGGCCGCCUGAGGCUCCCCCGCCUCGACCGCAACCGCCUGACGCUCCGCCGCCUUCCAAGCGGAAGGUGCAGGCCCCCGGUGCCUCCGGAACGGCAGACCAGCAGCGUGGCAAAGCCCAGCGGCGGUGA